CACCCGUUGCAUAACGCUGAUAACAACCCUUUCUCUGCACACAGCAGCGCAGAGAUACCGACACCUCCCAUCUCCAUUUCUCCGUACUCGCAUCACGACCGGCCCAUCUUUCGCCGGCGAUGGACGCGUACCACCGCUACAUGAGGCCGCCACAGCCGCCACCUCCUCAGCCGCCGUCGACGGCGGAUCCCUACCACCAGUACCAGCAGCAGCCCCUGCCGCCGCCUCCGCAAGGUCCGUGGUACUCCAAUCAAUUCCACUACCAGUCUCCGUCCCCGCCACCGCCGCCUCCGCAGUCACAGCAAUGGGCUCAACCGCCGCCCCCGCCUCCGCCGGGAUCGGCGCCUUAUCCCCCUCUCCACGGCCAGUUCCCUCCUCGGCCUCACCUCCCCCCGCCUCCUCCAAUUCCUCCUCCUCCUCCUCCUCCUCAUGCGGCGUACCCUAAUUCGUAUCCUCCGCAGGAAUGGGGCAAUCCGAACUGGGCUUACCAGCAAAAUUGGAACCAUCCAGCAGCAGCACACAGCAAUGCCGAAGAUUGGGCUGCCAGGGCUAAAGCUUGGGCAGAUGCCAAAUCUGCCACGGAAAACCAGCACGCUCAGUCACAAUAUGCACCGCCAGGCAGGAUGGAUGAGCAGAGCCAUUAUCACAUCUCAUAUCCAUCUGCACUGGACUCUCACUAUACGGAAAAUCAUCAACAGCCACUAUCUGGACAGGGCCAUCAGCAACACUCUCUUUCUACGACACCCCCACAAGGGCAACCAUUGUAUGUGCAGGAGAUUACAUCUGUCAGUUCUGGGCCAUCAGCUUACCUUCCGGAUGGAAGUUCACCCUUCCCAGCUAGAGAUGGAGGAGUAACUGGACAUGCAAACUCAGUGCUUCGCCAACAAGAUUCUUUGCCGACCAACGUAUCUGUUCAUCAGCAGGAGGUACCUUCUAGUUAUUCUUCUGUUUCAGGUCAAGAAGACAGAGCAGAUCAAAGGGAGAAGUCAUUGCAUUGGCAUGUUUCUGCAAGUCAGGAAAAUAUGCACCACCUGCAACCACCAAGGCCUGCUAUUGCUGGAUCAGUUCCAUCUGGACAGCCCUUUCCAUAUGGCAAUCAACUAGCUGAGCCUGUGACUGAUCUUGCUGAUCAGCCAUUGCAAUUUACUCCCAGAUUCACUCGGGAUCAAGAGUCACUUCAGCAGCCUGGUUAUGCUCAUCACCUUAACCCUGCAGCUUCAGCUUCUAUGAAUGCUUGGACCUCGUCUGUGGUUCCUGAGGCGGUUUACCCUCCAGUUCCUUCAGUUAAUCCACCAGGGCCUCAGCUCGAUCCCUCUGUACCAUCUCCUCUCUCUGGACAUGGAGCAACGCCAUUUGCAAGGUUUUCUGGAACAAGUUUUCAGCCUACAGUUCCAUCUCCCAGUGGCCCUUUCAAUCUAAGUGCAGGAACAGCAUUACCUCCUGCUGCAGCCUUCGCUGGCGAUGCUUAUGGUCUUUCUAAUAUGUCCGAGCGUCCCAAAAAGGCUCCAGUGCCUAAUUGGCUUAGAGAGGAGAUAAUUAAGACAAAAGCUACCAUUUCAAGCACAUCUCUGGGGCAUGCUAAAGUUGAAUCUCAAUCCAUAGACGAUGAAGAAUCAGAUAAGUCAUUCCAAAUGGGUGACCAAGGAGAAGACAAAAGCAUUGACACGUCUAGGUCAACUGAAGAAGAUGACGACGAUGAGGAUUAUGCAGAAGCUGCCAGAACUGCGGCCAUUAACCAAGAAAUCAAGCGUGUUCUAACUGAAGUUCUUUUGAAGGUGACUGAUGAGCUUUUCGAUGAAAUAGCGACAAAGGUCCUUAAUGAAGAUGAUCCGGUAACUGAUGCUGAUUACAAUGUAACUAUUUCAGACCAAAGGGUCUCACCAUCUGCCCUUUCUGGCCUUAAUCCAAAAACACCUGCAAAGCUUUCAGUUUCACUUGACACUAAGGAAUCAGAGACUGAAGAUGUCAGUGAAAAGUCUAGUUCCAGUUCCCCAGGGAAUAUCUUGGGUCUGGCAAAUUAUACCACUGAUGAUGACGACGAUGUUGGGGACAAAGAAACGCACAGCUCCAGUGCCCCAACUCUUGCAAAAAGUAUCGGUCCAAUGCUCUCAGGUGGUGAAAGGGAUCAAAAUGGUGUAACUAAGGCCCUUGAGAAUGGCCGGCCACCAAUUAGAAUUGAAGACAGUGUUAGGGUUCAGGCGGAAAUGGAGAGUGGUUCUACCAAAGUCAAUGCUUCCAAAAGGAAAAACAGCGCUGAUGGCAUUGGCUCAAGUCUCAGUAAGUCAGAUGUGACGGCGCAGUUAGCUUCUGGCGGCACAGUUGAUGGGAUGGAUUUAAAUCGUAAAAAGGUGAAUGAAGAUGUCAAUAUUUCAGGGUCAAGGGAUGCCAUGAAAGAUGAUGUCUCAAUGAAAUCAAAACAUCAUAGUGAGAAUGUUGUGUUGAAACUCAAGCCAGAUAAUUCUCAAGAUAAAGAGGCCAGAUUCAGAUCAAGCGGAGGUGAUUCAGUUGGUAAAGUUAAAAUGGACUUGAAGAUGGAUGAGAACCAGAGAAAGGAUGAAAGGGAUCUAAGGAAGGAAAGGACAGAAAGGUUGGAUUCCAAAGAGAAGCUGGAGCAACGUAAAUCUGAGGAUCGAGUGAAGGAAUCCCAUUCCAGGAGCAGAACGAAUGAUGUUGAUGGCAGGGAGGAUAGAAAGGAGGCAGGGCGAUCCUAUAGGUCUAGUGCCAAAGAAGGUGACAAAAGAAAUGAAAGGUCAAAGCAUAAGGAGGAAGACAGGUUGGGGAAUGAGCAUUCAAAUGAUUCAAGAAGGCAUAAGAGAAGACGUUCCUCUUCAACUGGCAGCAGAGGUAGAAAUAGUAAGGAAAAUUCACAUGCAAAAAGUUCGAGUGACGAAGUUUCUGACGAUUCUAGAAGGUUUGUCAUUAGGAAGUCACGUGCCCGAAAACGAGACCUCUCACCUUCUCCUGUUAGGUCUAGAAGAAGACCAUCGAGGUCCCCACAUAGCAAGCAUUCUCAGCGCAGGCAUUCUCCCUACUCUUCUCUUGGGAAUUCUAGGGGAAGGAGAAGGUCGAGGUCUAAGUCACCCAUCAGAAGGCCAAGAUGACGAGAAGAUUGAUUGUAAGUUUGAAACAAGUGCUCUAGACAUGGUGGUUGCUGAUGAUUCCUUUACCGUCUUAUUGUGCCCGAACGUCCUCGUGUUUCAUUCUGGGUGGAUCUUAAUACAUCACGGGUUUGGAGUUAAAAAACGCAUGGAUUUUCAGAGUGAUCAAAGGAGUGCCCUAUUGCCUGCGAGAUGAUCCAUCUCCUCCCUGUCAUCUCCUAGCAAAUCUUUAGUUAUUUGCCCAUCUGUAUUUACAGUCAAAAUGAGAGAAAUUAGAAUCCUCAUUCGUGUA
Messenger RNA from Rhodamnia argentea, 3390 nucleotides. RefSeq names its product protein SON. The record is from RefSeq and is a predicted model, not a curated record. The transcript has 13 exons. The coding region runs from base 120 to 3101 and encodes 993 amino acids. Lineage: Eukaryota; Viridiplantae; Streptophyta; Magnoliopsida; Myrtales; Myrtaceae.